GUCAACACAAUGAUGCACGUAUGAACGUCGCUCUUGCAUUGUCCGCCGUUUCACAUGGCGCAGUUGUUGCAAAUCACGUGGAGGUUACACGAUUAUUGAAAGACGAUGAGGGCAAAGUCAUUGGAGCACGAGUCAGAGAUAAUUUGAGCGGUGAUGAAUGGGACAUCAGAGCUAAAGGUGUAAUAAAUGCUACUGGUGCAUUUACAGAUGGUAUUCGUUCUAUGGAUAAUCCUAGAUGUGACAACAUUGUCGCUCCAUCUGCGGGUGUUCAUGUUGUCCUACCAAACUAUUAUAGCCCCCGAAAAAUGGGCAUGAUUGAUCCUUCUACAUCAGAUGGGAGGGUAAUUUUUUUUUUACCUUGGGAAGGAAGUACAAUUGCUGGAACAACAGAUUCACCCACUGAAUUGACGUACAACCCAAUGCCUAAAGAAGAAGAAAUACAAUGGAUUCUUAAUGAAAUCAGAACAUACUUAAGUCCUGACAUUGAAAUUCGACGCAGUGAUGUUCUUGCUGCUUGGUCCGGAAUUCGUCCUUUAGUGCGUGAUCCUGGUGCCAAAAAUACGUCAGAAUUAGUGAGAAGUCACAUGAUUAACGUUAGCCCUUCCAAUUUAAUUACAAUUGCGGGUGGAAAAUGGACAACAUACAGAAAUAUGGCAGAAGAAACGGUUGAUACAGCUAUUAAAGUAUUUGGACUGAAACCCCCGAAUGAAUGUCGUACUGAAAUAACGAAGCUUAUUGGGUCGCACGGAUAUUCUCCAACAAUGUUUAUAAAGCUCAUUCAACAAUUCAAAUUAGAUACUGAA
Molecule: messenger RNA, 803 nt
Organism: Racocetra persica
Lineage: Eukaryota; Fungi; Glomeromycota; Glomeromycetes; Diversisporales; Gigasporaceae
Source: the annotation of a GenBank genome assembly